AUGCGUCUUUCAUUCGUAUCACUGUUGGUCCUGGAGGCCAUACCCGUGUUGGGCUUUCCUACUAGAAAUGUCGGGCUUUCAGCCCUGCGGCGCUAUGAGGCUGUUCCUGUCCUCAGACUCAAAGUGCCGAGAUCGAAUAAUGUAUCAGAGGCGGGGCAGGCCAAGGGAGAAGCUGCAAAGGAGACGGUAGCGGUGACCAAUCAGACCACAUUGACUACCGCUGAAGUCCUAGCAGUAGCGGAGGAAUUUGAAGAAGGUACCGUCAGAACUGUUGGAGUAUUCGGUUCGGCGAACCCAGUGCAAGGUGGCAAUCUCUUCACCAAGAUGAAGCUGCCAGCAAAUACCGCUGGAGCAAUCGAAGCCGAAUACAACGGUACAGCCGCGAACACCAUCACCGUGGCCCCCAAGAUGGCAACCAUCGCACCUCCGGCAGGAUUGAUGUAUGUCGACCCGCUCACCUUCACUAUCUCGACGGCCACGCCACCCGAGACUGGAGACCAGCACCAGGUUGACUACAUCUUUGGAGAAGCCUCGAGCAAUGCUGUCGACAUCUCCCAGUCUGUGCUUGGAAAGCUGGACACAGCCACGAACCAGUUCGUGACUGAAGGUCUUGGGGAGCUUGAAUUCGAAGCAGAGGAGAGUGAAAUCGCUCUGAAGGUCGCUGAUAUGAACGGUGAAUGGGCUGUGUUUGUUCCAACAACCGCCGUCAAGGCCGGCGAGGGAGAAGAAGCCGAGGAGGCUACAGAGGACCCGGCAGCGGAGGAAUCUGAGGAGGAGGAGGACUAA
This is a messenger RNA of Truncatella angustata, 786 nucleotides long. RefSeq lists its product as uncharacterized. The record is from RefSeq and is a predicted model, not a curated record. The transcript is spliced from 2 exons. Bases 1 to 786 code for a protein of 261 amino acids. NCBI's taxonomy places the organism in Eukaryota, Fungi, Ascomycota, Sordariomycetes, Amphisphaeriales, Sporocadaceae.